Molecule: messenger RNA, 1701 nt
Organism: Rotaria sordida
Lineage: Eukaryota; Metazoa; Rotifera; Eurotatoria; Philodinida; Philodinidae
Source: the annotation of a GenBank genome assembly
AUGUAUGCGAUUGUUGGACCAUUUGCGGUUUUAAAACUUUAUGCUAAAAAUCUUAUGCGUCAAGCUUAUAAAAAUCAAAUUCUUCUUAAAUUAGCAGCAUCAAUCAUCAGUUUAGUAGUUGGUUCUCAAGUAGCUUAUAAAUAUCGUUAUCAACAUACAUUUAUAUGGUUAACAAGUAGUUUGUUAAUUCUACUUCUUAAUUAUUGGUAUAUAAUACCAUUUAUUCUUAUUUAUAUAUUACCUAUAAUAAAUAAAUUUAUUAAUUAUUGGUUUAAAUUUAUUGAUUUAUUUUCUAAUAAAAUUCUUCGUCCAUAUAGUACAAAAUUUUGUCAAAUAUUACCAUCAAUAUGGAUAUUUGAAUUAAAUCAAAAAUUAUGGCCAAUUGAAAGUAUUCGUAUUAUGUUAAUAUAUGGUUCAAUUGGUCCAGCAAUUUAUUGUGGAUAUGAAAUUUAUUCAUAUUUAUUCUUUGGUAUUAGUUUUAAUGUAUGUAUUUCAAUAAGUAUAACAAUUCUUGUAACAACAACAUUAUGGCACAUACUUGAAGCUAUUGAUCGACAUCUUUAUCCAUUUAUAUUUGCAAUUAUAAUACAAUAUUAUAUUAUACCAAUAAAAUCAUUUUUAAAUAUUCCAUUAACAAUUUUAUUAACAACAUUUUUAUUUCCAUGGUUAAAUAAUCUUUUAAUUAGUAAUUCAAUUCAAGAAUUUAUAAAUAAUAUAACACUAUUAAAUAUUCGAACAUAUUUAGAAGGAAAUAAUAAUUAUAGAAGAUUUUAUUGUGAAUUUGUUAAUUUAUUUAUAAUAUUUUAUUUAAUAUAUCAUGUUUUUAUUUCAUGUUUAAUUAAUAAUGUAUUAUGGUUAUUAAUAAUAUUAAUUAUAAGUUUAUUAUUUAUUUAUUUAUAUACAAAUUUAAUAUAUUUAAUAUUAUUUCAACCAAAUAUAAUUAUGUUUUUAUUUUCAUCAUUUAUUUUAUGUAAAUAUAUUAUAUAUAGACGAAUUGACGAACAUUUUAUUUCAAAAUAUUUUCUUUUAAUUAUGUUAUUAACAUUUUAUUUUGCUUUGAUUUAUCCAUUAUUAUAUCAUAUAUUACGUCGUUCAAUAAUUAAAUCUGCUUAUAAUAUUGGAUUAAAAUUACAAUUAUUUCGAGAAAAAAUCAAUCAAAAAAGAGUUCAAUUUAGUAAAAAAUAUUUGUCUAUAACAUAUAUUCAUGAUCCAUCAAAAUAUUUUAUAUUACAUUUAUGCAACAUUAUAAUCACUAUUUGUAUUCUAAUAAUACUUCCAAUAAAUAUUUUAUUACGAUUAGUUUUAUCUUUAUUGACAUAUUUACUUAUUGGUCGAUUAUUAUUAACACAUGGUUUAGAAAUUCUUCGAAUUUUAACAUCAUUAUGUAUAAGUAUAACAGCUGGUGCUCAUGUUUAUGAUCGUUAUAAUAAUUCUCUCAUAUUAACAAUGUCAAUUGCAUUGAUAACAUAUAUAUGCACAUUUGUAAUUACCUUUCCGAUGAUUUAUCGUUUUGUACAAUUUAUAUUAAUACAUUUUUCUUUAGUAAAUUAUCUUAAUGACUUUUUACAAAAUUUCUUUUUGUAUACAUGGUCAUAUUUUGAUAUCUUUUGGCCACAUAUUAAAGAAAGUUUUUAUGAAGUUAAAACACAAAUUGAACAAUCAAAAAUAAAUAUAUUUCAUCAUUCUAGAAAUGUACAAUAA